AUGUAUCGAGCACUGCUCCUAUUAAGUAGCCUGCCAUUCACAGCCUGGGCGCAACAAGGCAACGCCACCUCGGCUACAGAGCUGCCCUUCAACAUCACCGAAGCGACCGUCGAGGGCGACGCCAACUACACCGCACCAAUCUUCCCCAUCCUGCCCUUCAACAAGUACUCCGGCAACCCCAUCCUGACGCCGAACCCGGCCAACGAUUGGGAGUCGGCCUACCUGUACAACCCGACGGCCAUUGUGCUCAACGAGACCAUUUUCCUGCUAUAUCGCGCGCAGAAUGAGUCCAAGACGUCGUCUAUUGGCCUUGCAUGGUCGACGGAUGGCGUGAGCUUCACGCGUCUGUCCCAGCCCAUCCUCUACGCGACCGAGGCGUGGGAAGCGAUCGGUGGGACCGAGGAUCCGCGGCUGGUGCGCAUCAACAAUACCUUUUACAUGACCUACACAGCCUUUGACAACUCGUCCGCCCAACUCUGCAUUGCCAGCUCUACCGAUCUGCUGAACUGGACGAAACAGCCACCCUUGUUUCCGGGGUGGCAGGAUGUCGCUUACUCGGACAUUGACGUGCCCAGCCCGCGGCUCAACCACAGCAAAUCCGGCGCCAUCGUCAGCGAGCCCACCGCCGACGGUCUGUAUCACAUGUAUUUUGGAGAUUCGUUCUUCUACCACGCCACAUCGCCAGACCUGCGGAACUGGACUGCUCAGCCGCCGGACGCAUACUUCGCCGCCCCCAUGAAUCCCUGGGAGAACCGGUUGAUUGAACCUGGGCCGGCACCGAUCAAGACGCGAGACGGCAAGUGGUUGCUCGUAUACAACGGCAUGACCACAGGGCGUGUUGGUUACCCGCAGAACCAGUACUCGGUGGGACAGAUGUUGAUCGAUCCGACGCUGAGCUUCUUGCCCAACUUGACCGUGCAGGAAGGGCAGUACCAACCAGCAUUGAGGAAUGGGCCUGUGGCUAGACUGGAACACCCUUUGCUAGUGCCGGAAGCAGGCAACGAGCAGGAAGGGCAGGUUGACCAGGUGGUCUUUGCCGAAGGCCUUGUGCAGUUCAAGGGCAAGUGGUAUCUCUACUACGGCCAGGGAGAUAGUGAGCUCGGCGUGGCCAUUGCCGAUGUACAGCCAUAG
Messenger RNA from Cyphellophora europaea CBS 101466, 1131 nucleotides. RefSeq lists its product as uncharacterized. The record is from RefSeq and is a predicted model, not a curated record. Bases 1 to 1131 code for a protein of 376 amino acids. The transcript has a single exon. NCBI's taxonomy places the organism in Eukaryota, Fungi, Ascomycota, Eurotiomycetes, Chaetothyriales, Cyphellophoraceae.